AUGGCCGCAGCCGGCGAAGAUCGUCUCCACGCGGGAAUGCUUGGAUACAAUCCCUACGCGACCGCAGAGAUGGAGGCGCUCGCCAAAGUCGUACAAGAUGGAAAGAGCCUUGCCGCGGCCACGCGGGCUGUCGACCUUGCGUCCAUGACAGCGCGUGAGAAGGACCAGUAUCACGUCCCCAAGCGUGGAGUGGUGACCCUGCCCCCGUUCGACUGCGUUGCGAAUCGCAACCCCCUCCCCACCGGCUCUGGCACUUUGACCUACAGUGAGCGCGCCCACGCAAUGGACUCGGUUUGGAAGAACAAAGGAGCCACGGCCGAGAACGCAUCGUGGCUUGAGCAGAACAUGAAUUACAUGCUGCGCUUGGUGGACGCCGAGGUCAAGGCGCGGCACGGCGGGACCUCCUUUACGGCCGUGGCGGAAACUGUCAACAUCAUUGUCGUUACUGGCGCCGCUAACAUGAACGGCGUCUUGUCCAGGCGCAUCAACCUCGCUCAGCAGCUAUGCAAGGCACGCGAAGACUUGAUCAGGUCCAAGCUGCAGGGCGAACCUUUAAGCCUUCCCAUUUGUGAGACCGACGCCGACGGCACACCGCCGCCGUACCGACAUCUGUCCAUUCGCAGCCCGAGCCCGACUCUGCACGAACCCAAACUCAUCGCGACUCUGCCGCACGUUUCGGACCUGAUGGCGCCGCUCGCUGUCGUCGCGCAGGAGCAACAAGUCUCGCAUUAA
This is a messenger RNA of Hirsutella rhossiliensis, 732 nucleotides long. RefSeq lists its product as uncharacterized. The record is from RefSeq and is a predicted model, not a curated record. Lineage: Eukaryota; Fungi; Ascomycota; Sordariomycetes; Hypocreales; Ophiocordycipitaceae. The coding region runs from base 1 to 732 and encodes 243 amino acids. The transcript is spliced from 5 exons.